Molecule: messenger RNA, 2466 nt
Organism: Amoebophrya sp. A25
Lineage: Eukaryota; Dinophyceae; Syndiniales; Amoebophryaceae
Source: the annotation of a GenBank genome assembly
AGUGCGACGCUUUAAUUGUUGUACUUUGAUGAUUACACAUCCACAAGCACUUUCUGUUUGAUCGUUUUUGGUCGCAUAAACGUUGACGUUGAUUUUAACAACUUUGAUUUUCGUUUUUAGACAGCGAGUCUCAUAUUCCUUCUUCUACUCUUUCGCUUGCUUGUAUGCAAUACUCCGCACCUGCUUGUUGAGCUAACAUUUUCAGUUCCCUUUACAACUAGGAUUCUCUAUUCCAAUUUUCAGUUACCUUAUCCUAUCUUGUUAAGGAUGUCGUCACUGCGUUCCAAAAUGUCUUUGCUGCGUUUAGUCUCUGUGCUAAACUUUACCGCGGCCAGUGUCUUCGUCGCUGCUGCUCCUCCUUGUACUCAACCAUGCGAGGACCAGUUCGUAAAGUGUGUGACGGUGGAUAAUUUCAGCUACACUUUCUGCAGUGGCGAGAUCACUGGGGGGAACCCGAACAACCCUAUGGGCCGUGCCGGUUGCGUCGCCACCUGCACAUUCACUGCGACGAUGCUCAGUCACCAAGGGUCUAGCGGCAGUGGAGGAGGUUCUGGUGGAGGUUCGUCCUGUACUGCUGGCCCUGUGGUGUCCGCCGGCGGCACCAAAGUCGCUGCGACCACACAGUGCUACGUCAUCGGGGGCCGCAAUGUGCAGGUGUCGGUGCCAAGCGGAAGUUCGGGAACCACAGCCUUUCCGUUGCUGUUCUUGUUUCACGGCAAUGGUGGAACCGGAAACGGCAUGAUUCGCAUCUUCACCUAAGGCUGAAUAUAGCUCAUUUCUACGUGUCACUCUUCUCUGUUUCUUUCCUAGGAGACCGAAAGUAGAUGAACCUAAGAAAGGAAUUCUUUUGAGUUCUAAUUCACAAGCGCAGCGACGCAGGGUGCUACCAAGAUCAACAACGCUUACAUUUUGGUUGCCCCAGAUGGGGAGUCCAAAUCUUGGAACAUCGUUGCGGAAGCUUCGAACCAAGACGAUGUUGCCUUUGUUAAGGCUCAGCGUUCAAUGGUCAUUGGGGUUGGUCACUGAGAUCGAAGAAGCGACUUCCCCUUGAGAGGAGAACAGGGGAAAAGGAAGGGAAAGGGGAGAGCUUUGAAGGGGGUCGCUUCCGUUCAGCAUGAGUGACCAUUGAAUGCUGCGCUUUAAUUUUGUGACGCAAACUCUGCUGAACUAUUUCUCGACCACGUUCUCCAACGCCAAUGCUGCUCAUGCUGAGAUGCUUGGGCUGUCGAACGGUGCGGCUCUGAUCAACCGCAUUCUAAUCGAGAGCAACGAGCCUCGCAUUCUUGGCGCAGUCACUGGGGUGUCGCAACUCAAUACGCAUCAGUAUAAAAACGGGAACUUCUAUCUCGGAGGAUCUCCGAACACGUACACCACUGUCCAACCGAACUUGUACAAGAGGAGACUGAUGCAGAUAACGGGCGCCCAAGAUGUGGUGAUCCCAGCGGGUGGAGGCCAGAGUACGAUCCCAGCGGGAAGCAAUGGCGAGAAAUUACAGAUUUAAGGGUUCGUCCCGCAUUGCAUUCUGUAGUACCUGCAUCCUUAAUGAAGACUUUUGUUCAAAAGAAAAUCCGCCAGGGAUGUUCUGAAGAAUGCAAUGCGGAAGCCUCCAACAGAUGCUCACGUGGGAAGAGUCGCUUUUCCGAUAUGCUGUCGCAUACGGCUACACGGGGACGCAGAAAAGUGCCAGCGUCACCUCCGGGACCAACAGUUACAAGUUAAGGCCUUAGUUUAUCACUAUCUUCCUCGUGGACUAUAUCUGCUGAGUGAGUGGAGUCCCCUCCUCUCUUUGAUUUCUCAAAGCGAAAAGAAACUAAGGGGAGCAAGGGAGGCCUCACUUAGCCAGGUAUAGUGAAAAACUACCUCUAAACAAGUCAACGAGCUACACUACAGAUGGUGUGACAGUUCACGGCUACAAUUACGACAGUAAAGGGCAUGCAAACGCUGUUGAUUUGAACGAUGCUGUCCAAGCGGAUUUUCUUGCAGAGUUUCUAUUGGCAACAACGACUACGCGUGGUGUGACAGCUUCUCCUUCGAGUGGUGCGCCAUCUCAGAACACGCAAUCCGCUGGAUACGCUUCCAGUGCGUUUGGAAAAGGGCAAUCGAUGACCGCUUUCGGUCGGCUUUGCACUCUCGUCGCAGGGGGUUGGGCCGUUGUGUUUUUUUCGCUGAGGUUAUGAAUUGCUUGUCGGUAGGCUAGUACCACCUACGUAGUGCUACUUGAGACGCCGUGAUGCUGAUGAUCAAUCUAUCGCACUCUAUAGUAUGUUGAAGAAAAGAAGGCUCACUCUUAGUGGUGUAACCACUUGAUGUCAUGGGAUGUAUUCGCGCAAAUCUAGAUAGUGAGAAGACGAAGAGGUGGAUGAUGAAUACCACAUCGAACAAGACGCUACAUUAAAAAAUGAUUACUUACACUUGUGGACUUUUUUGCAUGCUCUUUUGCACGACAUAUAUUCGAUUAAAUACCCU